GUUCAGUGGGAGACUAGAGAGACUAGUGGGAGCAGCAGAUAAGACAGGUAGAUAAGAGCUAGCUACAGGGUUGGCCUGCUGUGUUCUGACUGGAGGGUUGUGAAAGUGUGGGCGCCCUAACGCUGCGUGGAAUGCGGCCAGAGCGUGUUGGUACUUGAACUUCCGCAUCAGACGCCUGCAACAAAUGAACACACAUACACACACACACACACACACACACACACACACACACACACACACACACACACACACACACACACACACACACACACACACACACACACACACACACACACACACACACACACACACACACACACAAACACACACAGUUGGUCGCAUGUGGAGGACCUUCAAAUCUAAUUUGAUGUCCAUGAAGCUUUUAUUUUGACAAGCAGAGGACACCACAUUCGUUAAAGAUGGAUGACAUUGACGCCAUGUUCAGCGACCUGCUGGGGGAGAUGGACCUCCUCACUCAGAGUCUCGGGGUGGAGAAUGAACCCCCAAAUGCCAUCACCAGUCCGCCCGAAGAAGUGAAUCUCUCCCCAGGCUUCACAGACCUGAAUGAGUCUCUCCAUGAACUGGAGGACAAUGACUUGGACGUGCUCAUGGCCGACUUAAUGGCCGACCUAAAUGCCACCGAGCUGAAGCUAGCCGCCGACAUAGAGAACCUGAAGGUUCCCCCGUCGUCCUCUGCUAGCCAGCCGCCACCGGCUGCCCUCCCACCUGCGCCCCAGGGCCUGAGCUCCUACGACGCCAGCAUCCUCCCCUCCCCCGUCUCAUUGCAAGGCGAUGUCGGCACCCCUUCCCCUUCUCACCAGUCCCCACUGCCCCCGCCGCAGCAUGCCAAGCCCUCCAUGGAGGAGAUAGAGGCUCAGAUCAAAGCAGACAAAAUCAAGAUGGCCCUGGAGAAAUUAAAGGAGGCCAAAGUGAAAAAGUUGGUGGUGAAAGUUCUGAUAAAGGAUGGGAGUUCUAAAACUCUGAUGGUGGAUGAGAGGCAGAACGUGCGCGAUGUUCUGGACAACCUGUUCGAAAAGACACACUGUGACUGCAACGUUGACUGGAGCCUGUACGAGACCAACCCGGACCUGAACCUGGAACGUGGAUUUGAGGACCAUGAAAACCUGGUGGAGCCUCUGUCUGGUUGGACCAGGGACAGUGAGAAUAAGCUCCACUUUGAUGAGAGGGAGGACAAAUACGAAGUCUUCAAAAACCCUCAGAACUACUAUCUGUGGAAGAAGGACAAGCAGACACUGAAGGACAUGAGAGACAAAGACAAAGAGUUGCUGAUAGAGGAGAACUUCUGUGGGACGUCCAUAAAGGUGCCCGACCUGGAGGGAGCGCUGUACCUGCGUGAGGAUGGCAAGAAGUCCUGGAAGCAGAAACUCUUCCUCCUCAGAGCGUCCGGGAUUUACUACGCCCCCAAGGGAAAGAGCAAGACCUCCCGUGACCUGGUGUGUUUUGUGCAGUUUGACAACGUCAACGUGUACUACGCUAAGGACCUGAAGAGCAAAUACAAGGCCCCCACAGACUACUGCUUUGUUCUCAAGCAUCCUCAAAUCCAGAAGGACUCUCAGUACAUCAAGUACCUGUGCUGUGACGACCCCUGGACCCUGAAUUUGUGGGUGACCGGGAUCCGGAUAGCUAAGUACGGCGCCGCUUUCUAUAACAACUACAAGACCGCCGUGAAGAAGACGUCUUCGGGCUCCGCUUGGGCCAACCGCAUCACCUCCUCCACUAGCUCCUCCCCCUCUCCCGCGCCCUCACCCUCCCUCAGCGCUAAACAUGCUAGCCAGGCUAACGGACAUGCUACCAAACCACAACCAGGUCCUGUGUCUCAGGACAUGGGGAUGGAUGCUCCACCUCCACCCCCGCCUCCUCCUCCACCACCACCACCAUCUUCUGGUUCCUUCCCACCUCCUCCCCCUCUUCAGACCAGCUCCCUCCCCCCUCCUCCCCCACUGACACACAGCUCCCUCCCCCCUCCUCCCCCUCCCCCCCAGGCCCGACUCCCCCCAAAGCCCGCGUGUCGGGGCAAGCAGCCUCCGGGCCCCCUGCCCUCCCCGCUCCCCCCUCCGCCUCCCAUGGACAGCCUGCCUCCCCCGCCUCCCCCUCCCCCAUUCCCCGACGACGCCACCGAGGCCCCGCCCGACUUCUUGCCUCCCCCGCCGCCGAUGACCUCGGGCCCGGCCUCGCCCCCCGUCCGCCCGCCCGUGGUCGCCCCUCCCCCCAGGGCUAGCUUCCGGGGCGGCAGCAGAAACCAGAGUCUGCCCCCCCCACCUCCAGACCCUGAGUUCCUCCCACCCCCACCCCCACCAAUCAGCAUCUCUUCUGGAGGAGGAGGCGGGGCGCCACCUCCUCCUCCCCCUCCCCCACCUCCUCCUCCCUCCGGCUCCUCAGUGAGGAAGACCGCCCCCCCUCCCCCCAGGAGGACUACUCCUGUGCUGGCCGGAAGAGGAGGAGGAGGAGGAGGAGGAGAUGGUGAGGAAGGCAACUUCAUGUCUGAACUGAUGAAGGCCAUGAAUAAGAAGCGAGGAGAAGACUGAGGUGGAGACUCAGAACGCUCCGAGUUAACGUCACUGUCUCAAGGAAACUAAAUCAACCUUUUCGUCAUGGCAGAGGCUGUGUUGAUGAACUGUUGUUGAACAUGACAUACUACUGUCGUACUACGAUCAAAGCUCAAUACAGUGUUUGGAAUCGAUCGCCAAUCUGCCCUUUUACUGGUGUGAACACACCGAUUCCAUUUCUUUUAAGUAUAUCGAUAUGUCUUUACUGUACAGAAUGAUAUUUUACAAACAAAAAUAGAAAGGUCUGAUGGAAAUCCUGCAUUCUGUCAUCCAAUCCUGCAUUCUGUUGAUUUAAAAAACGUUCAAGUAAAUAUGUUAAAUAAAGGAAUAAUCAGUGAUCUGAUAUAAAGAGGGAGGGGAUUCUUGUCUUCCAGCAAGUAGUCAGUCAGGAAGUCAAACUUCAUGAGGGCAUCCAGUGAAGCUGAAUCCAUCAUGUGAUUUUGUGGAGGGAGACCAAGCACAGAACAUGAAGUUCAACUAAUCCGUCUCGUCUAUUAUGGGAGGAAUUUUUAAGGGAAAUAAGCGGGAGGUAAUAUAAAUAUUUUUUUGAAUUAUUGGUUUAGUAUUUGUUCAAUUUCGAGUAAUCGAAUGUAUCUAGAUCAACAAAGAAUGUUUUUUAUGCGUGUCUAUGAAAUAAUGGAUAUUGUUUUGAAUCAUUCAAAUUUAAAUUUGAUCUAUUAAAACAUAUAACUGCCAUGAAACAUUAUCAGUGUAAACUGUCAUAAUAUAGGCAGAGUAUUGUAAAUAGUGUAAAAUAUUCAUGUUUCUGUUAUACCUUGGAUCAAGUUAGAUUUUAACAGACAACAUGUCAAUGCGUUGUUAAAUAAAUAAACAUGUUAUGCUUCAUGAGAUUCGUUUCGUCCGUCAGUGGGUCCGUCGCCUCUGAGCUUACGAAUCCGGUGUGCUCCGGGAGAAACAGCAAUACCAACGGAAAUCGAGGCAGCAGUAUAGAAUCAGAAGUCAGACCAUUCGUGGAAAUAGAGAGUAGUAUAAUAUCUGAUAUCUUAUAUAUAGUGUAUUUAACGUUUUAUACUUAUAUUAUACUAUAUACCUGACCUUUUCAUUUUAUUGUACACCUGCUUGGGCAAUGAGUUGUAACUGGUCAAUUAAAAAUGGCGGAACAUUAUUAGGAGAGAAUCUGCAGGUUGGUGAGGGGUGUCACAUAUGCCACUGCCACCUAGGCCUACACUUUUUGCACUUAUUUUUUGCAGAUUUUGGGUGACAUAAAGCAAAAUUAUCUCCUCUACGGAUGCCAUGUUUGCGAUUGUCGAGUCCGGACAGUCACUGCCCUCUAGAGCAGCGGUCCCAAACCACCGUGCCGCGAACCGGUACCGGGCCGCGGGACAUUCCUAACCGGGCCGUAGGUUAGUAGGCUACGACAUGACUAGAAAAAAGAAAUAUAUAUAUAUAUAUUAAGAAAUUCAUGCAAAAUGCAUGUACA
Gadus chalcogrammus (walleye pollock) is the source of this 4008-nucleotide messenger RNA. It is a transcript of the gene apbb1ip, whose product is annotated as amyloid beta (A4) precursor protein-binding, family B, member 1 interacting protein. Gene Ontology annotation, cellular component: cytosol; plasma membrane. The transcript is spliced from 15 exons. Bases 420 to 2546 code for a protein of 708 amino acids. The record is from RefSeq and is a predicted model, not a curated record. Lineage: Eukaryota; Metazoa; Chordata; Actinopteri; Gadiformes; Gadidae. Gene Ontology annotation, biological process: signal transduction.